Molecule: messenger RNA, 1717 nt
Organism: Sycon ciliatum
Lineage: Eukaryota; Metazoa; Porifera; Calcarea; Leucosolenida; Sycettidae
Exons: 5
Coding region: 131-874 (247 amino acids)
Biological process (GO): fatty acid beta-oxidation
Cellular component (GO): peroxisome
Molecular function (GO): delta(3)-delta(2)-enoyl-CoA isomerase activity
Source: RefSeq, a predicted model, not a curated record
AGAAAGAGGAAGAGUCUGAAAUCCUCCUUCGCUUCAGUAGGAUUCAUUUUUCUUGUCUGCAAUCCAGCUCCCCAGCAAAUAACGUUGCAUGUGCCCUUUACAUUUAUUCGUCAGCUAAAGUGGCUACAGAAUGUCAGAGUUUCCUCAGCUUGAGCUGCGCAGUCCGAAUGUGGCUGUAAUCUGGCUUGGUGACAGCGAGAAUCGCUUUAGAACGGACUAUUUGAAAAGACUGAAUGGCCUGCUGGAUACGAUCCUAAACGAUGACAAAUAUGGUGAUUGUACUAUGUUAGUGACUUCAGGCAAGGGUCGGUUCUACUCCAACGGCAUAGACCUGAAUUGGCUAGGAACACAGGACAGCCAGGGACAGAAAGAGUUUGUCGCAUUGGUCCAGCACUCGCUGGCACGCUUCCUGGAAUUUCCGCUCGUCACCGUGGCAGCCGUGAACGGGCACGCGUUUGCCGGUGGUGGAAUGCUGGCUCUUGCGCACGAUGGACGCGUCAUGUCGUCCAAGCGAGGCUGGCUCUCAAUGCCGGAAGUUUUCUUGCAGCUCCCGUUUCGUCCCGGCAUGUUGGAACUUCUACGGUGUAAGGUACCGCUCACGGCGCACCGCGACUUCAUCGUGCUGGGCCAUCGUUUCACUGCAGAACGUGCCAAGCAAGCUGGUCUAGUGGACGUUGUCACAUCCACCAGUAACUCACAGGAACUUGUUCAGCAAGGAGUCGAGCAAGGCUUACAGUUACAGGGUGGCCGUGACAUGAUGCGUGACUCACUGGCCAUGAUGAAAUCUGACAUGUAUGCCACGGCUUCGAAGGCUCUCCGAAACGACGACGGCCUCCCGGACCCUAGGAUUGCACACCUCUUCGCCAAGCUGUAGAAAAGCGCUGCGUGAGUGAAACUUUCCACACGUACAUACCCCACACACAUGAUGAGUUGAUAUUGCACUUGAAGUGACGGGAUCACUUCGGGCAAGUUUCAAGAGGCUGGAAACGUAAGGAGUGCCCUUCGAACGUACUGACAAACAUGCUCACUGUGUCAGUCUAGAAGCGCAUGACCCAGCAUGACCCAGCAUGACCCAGCAUGACCCAGCAUGACCCAGCAUGACCCAGCAUGACCCAGCAUGACCCAGCAUGACCCAGUUCCAGUGAAUGAUCACGGUGCUAGUGUCUUUCAACAGACAUCACUAUUUAGUAUUUUCCCUCCUCCCGUCCUGACACGGCAAGGGCCAGUACCACUCUGAUGCAGAAUGUCUGUCAAAAGGCAGUGGUGCAACCCCCCCCCCCCACACACCAUGUACCAACACACUUACACACUUACACACACACACACACACACACACACACACACACACACACACACACACACACACACACACACACACACACACACAUGGACGUAUUGUGAGAUGACUGAGAAAUAUUUACUCUUUUGCUAUGUGACCUCUGCAGUCUUCUACAGUGUAAAUAGGAUUGUGUCUUUUUGAGCCUCUAAUCUAGCUUCAAUGUUUUAGUGUUUUAGUGUUUUGCCAUUAGGCGAGUUGUAGUAAUUGGAUAGAUCAUUCUUUUCGCUGGCGAGAAGAAAGCGUCUUCGCCAUCCUCUCAUACUUAGUGGACGUGUGGGAAACCUCAUGGAUAUUAUUAUAAUGUUUUAGAAUGUAUAUUGGAUUUACUUUUCCUAUUUCUUGUUAUUACGCUAAUGAUGGGCUGGGCCCGAAAUUUGG